Pelobates cultripes (western spadefoot toad) is the source of this 1087-nucleotide messenger RNA. NCBI's taxonomy places the organism in Eukaryota, Metazoa, Chordata, Amphibia, Anura, Pelobatidae. The record is from the annotation of a GenBank genome assembly.
AUGGAAGAUACCGCAUACAGCCGCCUAAAAAAGCAAAUCUACAAGAUGACCACAAAAGAAGUACAGCUCAACAGCGACAUACACUUUCUAUCCAUCUGCAAGAAAAGACAGCUGAUCCCCAAAGGCCUAAAAAUCAAAAAUCCACUGGCUAAUACGCAGAAAACACAGUAUGCUGAAAACCUGUGUAAACGCACUAGUGAGAAACUAAGGAACCAUCUCAUCCACCAGCUCUACAACAAGAAAUAUAGCAUACAACAUAAAAAACAAUAUCUACUCCAAAAUCUACGUGAGGAGAAUACAUAUAUUGCUAAACAACUAGAACAUGAUCUACACUAUUUUUACAAAAAGCAACAAAGGGACCUUUUUAAGAAGAAAAAUAAUAAACUCAUCAGACUACAGCAGGAUUAUCACAAACAUUUGGCAGAGAAAGAGGAAUGGCAAGAGAAAUCUGGUAUUGUUAACAUUUCGGAUUACAAACUAUCUGACCCAGAAGCAUCAGUUCUCUCCAAAGGACUAUCAUUUUGCCCUAGCACAAAACUUGAUGACAUUGGGCUCUACUCUGACGUGGAAGAAUUUUUCAGAAGGAUGCGACUUAAGGAAUACUUCCAUGACAAAGAGAGCACUGAAACCACAAUGGAUUACAACAACCGGAAAAAAAACACUAAUUUCAGUCCAGCACCAGGACGAAAUGCCAAACUGGACAGUUACAUUGAAAGUUUCCGUCUAAGAACAGUAUCCUUGACAACCAAGCAAAACCAAAAGAAAAUGUUUCAUAAUCUCUCAGUACAGGAACAAAUGGCUAUAAAUGACCUGAAAAAUAAUCAUGCUAUCACCAUCAAACCAGCAGACAAGGGAGGAGCAGUAGUGAUAAUGAACACCCAGGACUACAUAAAAGAGGGUGACAGGCAAUUGUCAGAUGACAAAUACUAUAGAAAACUAAAUGAAGACCCCACCAAGGAAUAUACAUCACAACUUAGGGAGCUCAUUAAAUCCUUCCCUGAGAACUUACACCUAGAACUGCAAUCACUCAUACCAACUAGUCCCUGCAUGGGCACUUUCUAUAUGCUUCCCAAAAUCCACAAAGCAG